CAGUUUCGGAAAGCAGCGGCCGGUUAGUCGCUCGCGGAACUUUGGCCGUAUCGGAGGUGCACGACGGCAUCAUUGCGUAACCGGAAGGAUCCACUGGGAAUUUGGGGUGAACCUUGUGGGUGGAGAGGGGUUGUUUAUGAUAGUGAAAAUAUAAAUGCAAGAUCCGCAUACGGGAACGUGACGCGUGCCGCGGGAAAUUUGAAGAAGGACACGGUGCAACGUGACGGAAGCAGAUGUGAUUUUUUAUUAGUUUUAUAAAACCACCGUUAUACAUAUUUUAUAUGUACGCGAGAGAACUCGAAAUUUCUACGAAAGUAAAAAACACUGCGAAAACUUGCACCGUGGAAAAGGUGUCAGCCGUGAAGGUUGAAAUUGAGUAAUAAUAUAUAAUUUUUUCGUAAAAAUUAAAAAAAAAAUAAUAUAUCGUAUAAUACUACAUACAUUAAUAUAACGUAUGGAUAUAGUUAUUAUCGUCUGGAUAUAAAAUUUGACGUAAUGUUUGCCAGAAUGAAGUCAUCAUCGUCCUCGUUCGGAUAAUAGUUUUUGUUCCUAGUUUCAAGGUGAAAUUCGAUUUGUUUUCAUGAACCGAAAAAGUACCUGGUGCAGUGUUAGAUAUUUCUAAUGAAAGGACAAUACUACCGUCAUUAAAGAAAGUGUUAAUUGCUCUGUCAGAAAUUGUUAGUUUGCUGAACAAUAAUUUUUCUUCGUUACCAAUACAUAUCGGGUUUACGAGAACUUCAUGUUGUUCACGAGUGCCGAAAGUUUCUUAAUUAAAGCGGCAGCUUCGAAAGUGUAGCAGGAGCGAAUGUGUUUGUUCGUCGAUAUAAUUUUUACGUGAGAAAAAAAAAAGAGAAAGAAAUCUUUUUCCCGUUUUUACGCAUCUUGCCAUCCUACUUUUUUUAUAUUUUGCGUCAACUCUGAGUCGGUGAACAUUUGAAUUCGUGUUGACUUACAUUUCUCAGCUUCUCGGGUCCACGCAACCGCAAUUUGUUUACAUAUUAUCAUUCGACGGAAUUUUCAAUUGUUCUCCUUUUUUUUUUUGGUGAAAAAAUGAAAAAAUUGAUUCAUCAGGCAAUCUCGUAAUAAGUCGUGAAGAAUUCGAUAAAAUCCCUAGAGAGAAUCUGCGAAGGAGGCUGGGAAUUAAGUGUAAAAAAUAUAACCUUGUCCCCCUAAAAAAAAUUAAAAAAUAAACAGGAUGGAUCCUAUGGUGAUUUUUCUUCUGGUAUUAGCAGCCAUUGUACGAGCACCUGAAGUUAAUGGUAGUACCAAGCCAUGGAUACAUACCGAAGAACUAAGCGCUGAACGCGGAACGGAAGUGAUACUACCGUGCCAUCUGAAGUUGCCGGAAUGUGGCGGACUUCACAGUGUGAAGUGGUAUCACAACUCAACGAGGAUCUUGAUGUUCAGCGAGAGUGCAGGCCUGACCCGUACGGCUAACGAUAUAGCGACAAAGGCCGAGAUAAUCAACGAGGCCAACGCGACGACAAUUUUAUUGAAAAUACCAAACAUCAAAUUAACAUACGAAGGACUGUACAAGUGCGAGCCUACUUAUGCGGCUGUCAAUCGUGAAUGUAAUUACAUGCAACAAAUCGCCCUUACCGUAACUGUACGACCAAAAUACGUUCGAGUGAUAGACGAGGUGUCAAAAUCAACCCUACCUUCAGGGACGUCAUUGGGACCCAUAAACGAGGGUGACAAAAUAAUAUUGAAUUGCGAGAGCGACAAGGGAAGACCAGUUCCGGAGGUGGAGUGGUACAGAGAUGAUCAGCGUCUCGAAGCCACCAGUACCUCGAAGGUUGAUGAAAAUGGAAUUGGCGCUCGUUCCAGUAAAUUACAAAUGCAAAUCACAAGGAAGGAAUUGGGCGCCGUGUUCACCUGUAAAACGAGCAGUCCAGCCUUGAAGGAGCCUCUGACAGUUGAAAUCAACUUGAACGUACACGUUCCACCACUCGCAAUGGAUCUCACCGGGUUUGUCGAUCACGUAGUACAGGGUACGAACAUUGUACUCGAGUGCACCGCCAGUGAAGCCAAACCGCCUGCGAAUGUUACAUGGUACAAUGGGACUACGGUUCUAACCAAGGAUAAUGAUCGACUUGAAAUGUUACGCACGGAAUAUAAUUUGAGUGCCGACGGAACAUCCAAGACCACCAGUUACCUGUUAUUCACUGCCAGCGCUUACGACGACGAUAAGACGUUCAAAUGUCUCACCGAAAAUAACAUCACGCGUCUCCAGAGUCCCAGACGCCUGGAGAAAACAACCACCAUAACCGUACAUUAUCCACCAAUAGUCAAGCUGAACCCCAAGAAUAUCACCGUCAACGAGACCGAAGACUUUUUGAUGUUUUGCAAUUACAGAGCGAAUCCUUCGUCGUUAAAGAAGAUAACUUGGUUACGGGACGGAGAGGAACUCCAACUGAAAGGGGAUCAUUACGACGGCGGAAUAACCGAGCAGACGGCACUUAAGGUGAAAAAUUCCACCCCAAGCGACAUGGGAAUUUACACAUGUAUCCUAGAGAACAGCGUGGGCAAGUCGACCACUCAGGAUUUUAUAGACGUCUCGGUGCUACACAGACCCACUGUAGCUGUUACCACGGAACCAAAAGUUCCAGUAAAUGAGGAAGAUCAUCUUAACGUGUCCUUGACCUGUGAAGUAAUCGCCGGUUACCCGACGACUCUCACGGCUGUUCGAUGGUAUCUCGACGGUGACCUUCUUAAGGAACUUCCCGACUGCGCCAGCAAUUCGACGACGCCGACAAGCGACGGCGACGUCGAGGAUUCGGCGACGUUCUGCGACAUCGAUCCUAGCAAGUUAUUACUUGAAGCUGUCGGCAGAUCUUUUCAUGGGAAUUACUCGUGCGAGGGCAGAACUGAUGCUGGAUGGGGUCCAGUAUCAGCCAGUACCCCGGUUGCAGUAUAUUAUAAACCAGGACCUGCCACGAUAUCGUACGAACCGCAGCAAGUCAUCAGGAAGGGUCCUUUACGGAUUAAUUGCUUAGUGGCUGAUCCUGGACGACCGGAAGUGACGGGAUACAGGUGGACACGCGGAUCUUCGCGACUUCCGAACGAGAAAAAUUCUGUGCUGAACAUAAAGUCUGUGAAUCUGACGAUUGAAGCCAACUUCACGUGUCUCGCGUACAACGAGGCAGGCGAAGGGGAACCCGCGAGUACAUUUAUCAACGUUUGGGCCGCCCCAGCCUUUAUAAAAAAGUUACCAUCGUAUCACGGCUCCCCGUAUAAUUCUCCCAACGUUAGUAUCGAGUGUUGGGUUGAAUGUGACCCCAUGUGUAACAUAUCAUGGAUGAAGAACGGCGUCCCCAUGGAUUUCUCGAAUGAUAAUCGUUACUAUCUACAAGAAUUUCGUCAUCCACCUAAUCCCAACACCAAUGAUUUCGAAAGUAUUCAGUCCAUCCUUAUAUGGAAGUUGACAGAAUGGCCAGGACAUCAUCUGAACGAAUUCGAGGAUAACGGAAACUUUACUUGUGUAAGCAGUGGCAACUCCAUUGGUCCAGGUGUUAACAGCAGCACGCUUUUCAAAGUCGAUUUCCCACCUGUAAACAUGACGAUCACCAAAAGUGUCGUCGACGUGGUUGUGGAUCGCAUACCGGAAGUUGUCGAAUGCGGAGCAACCGCACAUCCGACACCGACUUUCCGAUGGUACCGCAAUGAUUCCAGUGAUAUCUUCUCCCAGACUCAUAUUUUUGCCCUAAAGACACCUGUGCCUCAACGGAGUACCGGUACCUACAUCUGCGAGGCUAAAAAUCAACUUGGCAGCAACACGAUUUCAUUCUUCAUGAACGUCCAAUUCAAACCAAAGUGCACCAUCGAGAAGCAUCAUAUCAACUCUAAGGAAUACGUGGUUUGUUCAGCCACCGCUAAUCCUAAGGAAUGCAAUUUUACCUGGUCCCUCAAAAAUGAGAAUGAGACCCUGGAGCAAGUGGGUGAGGAUCGUGAUGACGGCAAUAGUUACCUGUUGCUCGAUAGCUCCGUGAGCAACACCAGGAUAUACGUCUGCGUGGCGAACAAUAGCAUUGGCUUUUCAGACGCCUGCGAGCUUCGCGUUGAUGCUCACAAUGGAAAUAACAGUAAUGUGGGUUGGUGGUCGAGACUCGACGAUGAUCUUAAGAUAAUAGUCAUAAUAGUGGCUUCCGUCAUAGUACUGGUGAUGGUGAUCAUCUGCAUAGUUGUGUUCCUGAUAUUCCGCCGCAAGCGCAAUCAGGUAAAAUACAAUAACCGGGUGGUCGAGUUGGAAGAACGUGAACAUCCCGAAGGCGGUCCCCCAAGUCCUACGGCUUCAUCGCAUUCAACUCAGGGUCCAGCAUUGCCGACUCCAGCACCAAGAUGGCCACUGAAGCCAGGCGUCUUGGUGCACAUAAAUCGCACGCACAGUCUUCGAUCUGGUUUGACUAUUCGUGGGAACGAAACGCGGCAUGGAACCCGUGUACCCAUUGAUGAAGCCGAUUCAUAUCGAUCAGUGGUAUCGGUAAUGGGGACGCGUGAAAAUUCUGGUCAAGUAAGAAAUCGACGGCCGGUGCGGCCGUUUCGACGCGGAAAAGACGAGAACCAGAGAGCCCUGAGCAUGUCCGGUGUGCAUGAUGAGGGAAUGUUGGCAAGAGCCAAUAGGAUAAGAGCCAUGUUUGCUGGACAAAUGAAGGAACCCGACACGUUUCCGGGCAUCUCCAGGGAAAAGACAGCCGUGACUUACAAGAGAAUUGCACCCCGGACAAUGCACAAUGCACCUAUAGCGCAGCAUUCCCUACAGAAGAACUGCCAAGUCUCGCGUAAGCGUAAGAAACCUGGUGCAGAUCCCAAUCAGGCAGCGAACAAUAACCACGUGGACAGCGUUUCGGAAAGACUUCCGGAACCCGAGACGAAAACCUUUUACGAGAAUUUGCCCUUUCAUGGAAUUCAGACGCCACCAAAUAAGUUGGUAUCCCCUAAGUUUGCUCGAGUUUCGGCUUUGCAUGGCACAUUGCGCUCGAGUCCGAACACCAUGACCUCAUCGUCCUCGAGGAACACCAGCCCCUGGCCCGGUAGUUCCGGUUACGGAAGUACCCGAAGUCACUUGGGUCCCCACUACAGUCCCAAUAACAUGCCGAGGAACAAUUCACCGGAACCACGAUACAACACGCUGAAGCCACGCAGACGGAAGCAUAAGGCUCAAUUUUACUCAUUACGAUUGUGUCGACGACAUCAGAAUACGCACAGGAAUUACCAACUGUACGCCAUACCGAUUUACAAAAGCUGUCCUCAUAAGAAUGCCAGUACCAGUACCAUUGCUACUACCUUAAGGUCAUCCGAGGUCAGUCCCACUUCCACCAUCACGAGAACCAGCAUCGCGGGUAUAUCCAAUCUCGCUCAAUCGGAUGUGCCUAAUUCUACGAUGAGUAUCAGUAACGUGUCUGGGGAUUUUCUCAAUGAAUCGUCGACUGUGCUACCACCUACGCCAGCACCACGAACGAGGAAAACCGAUCCCUCCCGUCAUACCUACCAAAACGUUCCACCUCCUGUUUUUCCAAUGAAAAACUUGGCGCUUCGUAAUAUCAAGCCCUUCAAGCCGGAAUUCUCGGAUUUGGAUUACGCCGAUGUGGACUAUCGAUCUUAUGGUCCGAUUAAUUACAAGGCAGCCAGUGUCGCCCUCUUGCAGAACCGGAAGCAGCCACCCGGAAUUCAGCAGAAGGAGCCAGAGCGUCGUCCCCAAAUGUACGGUGUACUGGACGACGAGGAAUUACUGUGAAUUUUUCGGCGACAAACUACUGGCGCAUGUAAAAGUUCCACUAGCAUGAGAAGCGGAAGAGAGAAAACAAGAACAUGAAAAUCCCUAAACGAGAAUACGGUGACGUGUUUGGUGUGUCAUAUGUGAGAAAAUAAAUAGAAUCACCCAAGGUGAAAGAAAAUAAAAAAGAACAAAAUAUGUAAAUAAAAAUUUGUAUGCGCCAGACUCUUGUGCUGUGGGAUCAAAUAAAAUUUUUGAAGUCCAAGACGAAGAACGAGGAAAGCAAGAUAACGCUAUCCGUAUAGCACGAAUAUUGUUUCCUGUGGGAAGAAAGGAAUCAAAAAACUGUACAGAAAGAAGGAAAUACUUUGUAAAAAAAAAUGAAUAAGAAAUUACCAGAUACGAGAAUGUCGCAUUGGUGAAUUAGGAUAAUAAUUUACGAGGGAUUAUUAAUUCUCCGUUUCGUUUCUCUAUUUUUGGUUUGGUAUAAGCCAGAUGCGACACGAAAAUCAUUUCUGCAGUGGGGUUGGAAAAAAAUUUUAACUACCCCUCACAGUGGAACUCUGUACAGAAUAUACAUAUGCAUAUAAUGUAAUGUCGUGGCGUUAUGGAGGGUAGAUUUUUCUCGCGGUUUGGGAUUUUCAAAAAUUUCAUCUGGCGAGGAUGAAUGCCAUCGUUGUUGUUGUUCUUGUUGUUGUUGCAGUUGUUGUUUAAAGAAAUUAUUUUUCUCCCAACUAUUUUUGUCGUGUUUUUACGAUUUUCCGUAAGAUUUCUCUCUAUUCGCCCUCUUUCUCUCUCUCUAUCUGUCCAGUAGCCUUCUUUUGAAUUUUGGAAAGGUAUCGUUCGUCUUUUAUUUGUACGAGCCGUAUUAUUUUUCGUGGGGACACAAAAGAACUACCCGUCAGUGCCAGCGUACGCGCGAGACUUAUCCAUAAUUAAAUUAAUAAUCAAUAUUAAAUAACAACUUUAUUAACGGUAGAGUUAAGUGUAUCUCCAUAUUACAAUAACAGCGGGAUUUAUGGAUGUGAGAGAACAAAAAUCCGCUUGGAAACUCGACAAGGCUUUUUCACCACGGUCGAUACUUAUUCAGGACAAAUUUACAAUAUUUUCCGAAAUUGUGAUUUAUCAAAAAAAAAAAAAAAAAAGUAAAAUACCCCAAAAUAUCGUACUCGAUAUCUUGCUCUGGCUGCCAAAUAAAACUGCCGGUUAUACACAGGGUAAAAAAAGAAAUAAUAAGUAAACGAAUAUAGUAAUUAAUUAAAUCAUUAGCACUUUACAUUAUCCGUGAUUUUACCAACUUAUGGAAAAUCGUUGCCCGAUCAUUUUGAAAAUAUAAACAAAUCGAAAACAAUCCUCAUAAAGUUCUCCCUUAUCACAUUCUCAUUUUUCAUUAUGCAAAACAAACGCACGCUGUAAACAAUUGUCUCAAUAUUAUUCGUAACUCUCCGGUGUAAUCUGCUCGCAAGAGGAGACUUCUUCAUUAUCGAGUGAAUAAUUGUUGAAAAAAAAUAAUUUAUACAAAUUUUUUACAGUGCAUGCGCCAUACAGCUAUUCUCUUUCGUUAGAGAAACGGAAAGCUGUCUGGUAAAAAAAAAAGAAAUAGAGAAAUAUGUACACAAAAAAAACUAGAAAAACAAGAUAGGUAUACUGAAUAACACGAAAAGUGUGAAUCGCAUUGUGCAAAUAAAACAAUAUAAAACAAUGCCUUAUCCAGUUUCCAACGUGCGCCGGCGAAUCCUGCAUUUAAGUUACAAACGCAUAUACUAUACGUAUAUACAUUUAUGGAUAUACCAUAUUUAUGUGCAUAUAUACAUUACAUAUAUAGUAUAAUGUAUGCUAUAUAUUUUUGAAUACGGUAUAUAUGCACAUAUAUAUAGUAUGAAUUUUCUUUUUUAAUUUCCAUUAGGGGUAUAUAUGUAUUGGCGCCAAUUCCUCGCGUGCUUUAUUUUUGUCUCUUUCUGUUUUCAUCCCGUUUGCACGAUCAAGCGAGGCAAAGCAAACAAAAAAAGUUAUGGAACGAAUGGAAAAAUAAAUAAGCCAAAAAAAGGCGGUUGCGCCUAUUCUGUCCAUUACUGCGAUGAACUUUAUUUUAGACCACUUGUACCAAAUCGGAUUGUACCAAUGACUCUAAUAAAGGAUUACUGAUAAUGACGUAAUAA
Cephus cinctus (wheat stem sawfly) is the source of this 7872-nucleotide messenger RNA. It is a transcript of the gene nrm, whose product is annotated as hemicentin-1. The transcript is spliced from 22 exons. Lineage: Eukaryota; Metazoa; Arthropoda; Insecta; Hymenoptera; Cephidae. Gene Ontology annotation, cellular component: cell-cell junction. The coding region runs from base 1196 to 5734 and encodes 1512 amino acids. The record is from RefSeq and is a predicted model, not a curated record. Gene Ontology annotation, molecular function: cell adhesion molecule binding. Gene Ontology annotation, biological process: cell-cell adhesion.